Hypanus sabinus (Atlantic stingray) is the source of this 7111-nucleotide messenger RNA. RefSeq names its product CXADR Ig-like cell adhesion molecule (gene cxadr). Gene Ontology annotation, biological process: homotypic cell-cell adhesion. Bases 79 to 1191 code for a protein of 370 amino acids. NCBI's taxonomy places the organism in Eukaryota, Metazoa, Chordata, Chondrichthyes, Myliobatiformes, Dasyatidae. Gene Ontology annotation, molecular function: cell adhesion molecule binding. The record is from RefSeq and is a predicted model, not a curated record. The transcript has 7 exons. Gene Ontology annotation, cellular component: bicellular tight junction; intercalated disc; basolateral plasma membrane.
CAUUCUGUUCCCGUGUUGCAGUUGACGGUUAGCAGGUCGGACCGUUGUGAGCGGAGUCGGCGACGAACUGAGCGCAUCAUGGCCGGACCCAGGAGAGCGGCGCCGUCGCUGCUGCUCUUCUACCUCCUGACAGGAUGGACCCACUGCUUACAGAUCCUUCCUGGUCCAGCACCCGAGGAGAAAGCUGUCGGUGACAGUAUAAGGUUGGAUUGCCGCUUCACAGUGGACAGUACUGACAUUGGUCCAUUGGACAUCGAAUGGUCGCGGACACCCCCUGAUCCAACGUCUUCCCCGAUCAUUAUCAUUGACUAUUCUGGAGACAGGCCCUACGAAACCCGCGUGGAGGACAUGAAAGGCCGCGUGCACUUCAGUUCACCAGAUCCCAAAAAUGGCGAUGCGUCCAUCAACAUCACACGGCUAAGGUCCAGCGAUUCCGGAAUGUACCACUGCAAGGUGAAGAAGUCUCCCGGUUCGAAGACCAAGCCAGUGAGGCUAGAAGUUUCAAUGAAGCCAUCGCCUCCAAAAUGUUUUGUGGACGGGAGCCAGGAGGUUGGAAAGGAUGCAGUCCUGAAAUGUUCAAGCGAGGGCACCCCUCCCAUCACAUACAUCUGGACCAAACAAGGAUCGAUGCACCUUCUUCCUUCCACAGCAGUCGCAGAUAUAUCAGCUGGAACACUGAAAGUGCUGAACGCCACAACGGAUUACUCCGGUGAUUAUAAGUGCAUCGCAAGGAACAGAGUUGGAAGUUCAGAAUGCGUCGUCAGAUUUUCUGUGUCGUCCUCCUCAAACAACGGUGGGAAGAUAGCGGGAGCCAUUAUUGGAGUUUUGCUCGCUUUGCUGUUGAUUGCCUUUGUCGUCUGGUUCUGCCUUCGGAAGAAGAAGAAGACUACUUAUGAGAAGGAGCAGCCUUUCGAAAUACGGGAAGAUGUUCCUCCCCCAAAGAGCCGGGUUUCCACAGCCCGCAGUUACACAGUGGACUCCCAGCGUUCGUCUCUAGGCUCAAUGUCUCCCUCCAACAUGGCGCCUUACAAGUCCCACUACGACCGACUGGCCACAGAUGAGCUCGAGCGCCCCUCAGCUCAGAGCCCAUCCUUGACUCCAUCGUACAAGGUAGCCGCUCCGAGUCUGAACCGAAUGGGGGCUGUCCCAGUUAUGAUUCCAGCACAGCACCGUGAUGGUUCCAUUGUGUAGCAACUGACACCCCGUUUUCCCACCCACUGAACCCCAAACCCUCCCCACACCUGACCCAAAAUAAAUCCAGUAUCACUAGUUGCCUUUUUCCAGACUGUAUGGAUUGCAAAGGAAGUUUCUAAUUACGAAUUCUGCUGUUUGACUAGACCGAGACGAAAAUGUUCUACAAGUCCACGUGAUCAGAAAGAGUCUGGUUUAAAUCUUAAUUCUGUUUAAAUGGACAAGAGCUUUCUGUAGUUUUUUUUAUUGUAAAAAGAUUGCCUUCUUCCUGAACUAGUCGGGUGUACAAUCCCAAAUCUGAAUGCCCUUCUGUGGGUCUGUCAUGAAAAGCUUGGGAUUCGACAUAGGGGAGAGGGGAGUAAACUCCCGGAAAUCCUAAAGAUUACUAUCAACCAUGUUACAAUGCACUUAGCUCACUCUCGAGCAAGAUCUAGUUCAUUGACAGAGUCAUAGGGUACUGCAGCACAGUAUCAGGUUCUUUGGGCCAUCUAAUAUAGUGCUAAUAUAACCAUCUUCCUCAUGCCAUCUACCUGCAUCUGGACCAUAUCACUCCACGUACCCAUCCAAGCUCCUCUUAAAUAUUGCAAUUGAACCUCCAUCUGCCACUUCCACUGGCAGCUCAUUCUACACUCACAUCAGGCUCUGAAGAAGUUGCUUCUCAGAUUCUCCUUAUGAAUGUUUCACCUUUCACCCCAACCUUUAACCUCUAGUUCUAGUCAUACACAACCCGAAGGGACAACAGCUGCAAGUAUUCACCCUCUCAUCAUUUUGUCUACCUCUAUAACAGGGGUUCCCAAUCUUUUUUUUUAUGCCAUGGACCCCUACUGUUACCUGACUGGCCCAUGGACCCCAGGUUGGAAACUCCUGCUCUAUAAGAUCUCCCCUCAUUCUCCCAUGCUCCAGGGAACCCUUUCAUCCUCUCCCUGUAAGGCAGGUACUCAAGACCCAACAACACUCUUCCAAAUUUUUUCUGCACUCAUUCAAUUUUAUUGAUGUCUUUCCUGUAGUUGUGCACACAAUACUCCACAUUCUGCCUCACCAAGUUCUUGCACAACUUCAACAUAACAUCCCAACUCCUGUACACAUUGCCCUGAUUUCGGAAGACCAAUGUACUAAAAGCUCUCAUUGUGACUAUCUACUUGUGAAGCCAUUUUUCAGGGAAUUAUGGGUCUGCAUUUUCUGGAUACAGAAAUGUUGGCUCUGUGUGGUCCUCUUUGUUCUACAGUACUUCUCAGAGACCCGCCAUUCACUGUGUAAUUCCCAUCCUUACUUGUCCUUCUGAAGUGCAACUCCUCACACUUGUCUGUAUCUGUUAUUUUUAGCCUAUGUUCCCAGCUGAUCAAGAUCACGUUUUGAUAGUCUUCCUUGUCUGUGUGCUCUGGCCCACUAUGUCCACAACAGCAGUAGCUCAAGCUCCCUGGAAUUUUGCCCUGAGCUGGCAGUCAGGCAGUCACAAGGGGUAAAUGUUGCUCAAUAUGUGGUUCAUCUACCACUAUGCCUUCAGUACGUAGAGUCAUAGAAAAGUGUAGUGCAGAACUAGGCCCUUCAGCCCAUCUAGUCUGUACCUUAAUCAUACAUCCCAAAUUAUACAUCCUUUAUUAUACCACAUAAUAAGCUCCCAGAAUAAUCAAAUGUUACCUUUAUGCUGUGCAUAGUUGUACAGUGAUUGUUUUUAUUGAAUCAAAGAGAUGGCACUAAAGACCAUUCAUUGACACCAUGCUAGCUCCUAGCUAGUUCCAUUCUUCCACUCUUUUCUCACUAUAGUACAGAUUAUUCUCUCUCAAGCAUGUAUCCAGUUUUAUUUUAAAGGCUGUGGUUUUCCUACAAGCAGUGAAUCACAACUGUCGGAUGAAAAAAAAUCCUCAUGUGCCCUUGGUCAAAAUUUAAAACCUUUUCCACUCCUCCCUGAAAUGUCCACCAAUGGGAACAGUUUCCCUCUCUUCCACAUCUUGGUCAGUCUUUUGUGCUUCCAUCAAAUCCCAUUUUCUCAAGGGUGAACCUUGCAGUUUAAAUCCUUCAUUCCUGGAGAUAUUCCAACACAUGUCUCCCAGCACCUCUCUGCAGCCUGAAUGUCCUCCCAAACAUUCAUUGACAGGAAUUGGUUCCAUUGCGCCAGGCUUUGGAGGCCUAUUGCUGUUCAUUGUGGCCUGGCAUCCACUAUGCCCGUCAUUGCCCAUCUUCUGAUAUUACUGUGGUGCUGUACAGUGGCCCCAGUAUUUUGUGAUUUUUAGAUAUAUUUGACUUUGCAUUGUUGAAUCUAUUCUGGAAGUUUAUUUUUGUAUUAUUAUAUUUCAACAUUUCAUCAUUCAACGUGCAAAGAAAGUCGCUCAAAGACAAGGCAGUGCCAUCCACCCACUCAAGAUUUUCACAACCAAAGAUUCAGUGCAGGAAUAGCAGACACAAAGUUCUCCUCAUUUGCAGUUCCGUAUCGUACAGAGCUGCUGCAGGCCGACCAGGACUCCCAAAUUUAGACCUGGGCUUCUGCAGUCUAGGGCAAAGGAAAGUGAAACACAAAAAUGUUGAUUCUUUGGGAUAAUCCCCCAGCGCAGGGCACCCACUGUCUUUACCUGAAGUGGACCACCUGUGACUUCAUCAGUGUGGUCGAUACUCAGAAACACCCAACCACCCUCAAAAGUGAGCUCUGAUGACAAUAAAUAUUUGGGACAGGGAAGGACAAACAUCUGAAAUCUGGCAGGUUGCAACUCUUGUUCAAUCUUCCAUUGAAACAAAGUUUUUAUUCACUCUUAUACGAACUCAUCGACCCUGGCCUUCCCUGUCAGAUUGUGUGCUUCCUUUGAGGGGAAUUUGGAAGUACAAAGUGUAGAACAACAGCAAACAAUUCUUUAGCCCAGCCUCAUCAGAGAUCUCAAGCACAGUUUGGUAAUUUAUCGUGGAUUAAGAUUAUUAUGUAAAUUUUUGUUGUAAAUUUUAAUGUUAAAGUCGGUUGUAGAAAACUGACUUGUUGGAUUUUUAUGCUCAUUUUGUUUAACAUGGUACUUAAAAGCAGUAUCCAGCUUGAAGGAUCUGAUACUGGAGAGUGUAGCUGAGCAGAUUUUCAAUGCUCUACAUAUUUCUUGUGUGUAUACUUAGCUAAUUUAUGAUUUGUACUUGAAUAAUGUGUGGAUCCCAGGACUGACCCUUUCUUAGCCGUUGUGCACGUGGGCUUGGAUCCAAAGUUCUUUGCGUUUUCUCUUCUGUUUUUGACGUGUUUCUUUCUUCUAUUUUGAUGCAUUACAGUGUGACAUUAAUUUGAACACUACAAUACGUUGUAUAUCACCAACAAGGAGGCCAAUCCCACCCUGAACUCUUGACAUUCUCCUUCGCAAUGGGAGUGCUGGGUUUGGAAAUGUCUUCACGUGUGCAUGGGCUAAUGGAAGGCGGGGGGAGUUGGGUGGGCGGUGGUGGUCAAUAUUGGAGUAUAAAGCUGGGUACGAGGCCUGAUUGCUGCCUGAUUGGCUUCUGUAGGGGGGACCUCUCGUCAUAUCUGUGCAGUUCAACGCCCUGGUUCAGUGGGAAGAGUGAAUUCAGAUCUAGGUAUUGGUCCAUAUCACCAAAGGACACAGAGUAGCCAGAGUGUUAGCCAUUAGGAACAGUGAGCCGCGCCUUUCAUUUUGGUCUUGAGUUGGUGAAGUGGGUGGGUGGUUAAUGUGUGGAAGAAAGUGGAUCUCUGCCUGGAGGGACUUUGCUUCUUAUCCUCACGUAAACAAAAUAUAGAUAAACAGAAAUGUGGCAUGGAGGUUCUCAUUUACUGGCAGUUCUGACUGAGUGUGAGAAGAUGCUGCCUUUUACUGUCACAUAUGGAUUCGAGGUCACACUCUGCAGAUGUUUAUUAGGGAACUUGUCUGCCAAGUUGUCACUGGGCCUCAUAGUUGUGAUGUGGAUCUUGAUUUAAGCCAGAUUCUCCCAUCUGCAUUCAGAGCAAAAAUCCUUCCUUUGGAGAAACUGUUUAUUUCAGACUCUAGCUCAAGAUGCAAACAUUUCUGUGAGAGAGAGAGAGAGAGAGAAAGACAGCAAGAAAGAGGGAGUGUGUGUGUGUGUGUGAUACAAAUGUGUGUGUGAAAGAGAGAGGGAGGGUGUGUGUGUGAGGGAGGGAGUGUACAAGAGAGAAGGGGAGUGUGAGAGAGUGGGAGUGACCAUGAAAGAGGGUAUGAGUGUGAAAAUAAGAGACAGAGCCCACAGACAUGAGGGAGUGCACAAUUAGCUUGGUUGUGUGAACAGAAUCGGGAAUAAAAUGAAUAUAAAUUUGAAAUACUCAGCAAACCAGACACAUUUCACAUGUGGAACUGAUCUUCACCCUGCUGCAUUAACUCUGUUUCCCAUCGGCAAGUGCUGCCUGACCAGCUGAGUAUUUACAGUAUCUUUUUGUUGACAAAUUUCUAACAUGUUAAAGGCCAAGCUAUGCCUCUGAUUUUCCAGUCAGAUUUUACAAUGCUGUAGUGUUUAAGCAAAGGGGUGGGGUGGGGGGGGGAAGGCAGGAACAAGUAACUGGCAAGGCAUGAUGGUCCAAGAUGGGAGGUGAGGGACAAUAUAGAAGAAGUGGCAUCUAGGUCCAGCAGAGGAAGAGGCUGAUGUGAUUGGGUGUAGGGUGCUAGAAAAAUACUUAGGGUCAAGGUGAGGCAUUAAUUUAGGAAUAGGGACUCUGGAGCUAUUGCCCUUGGAGGAGAGAAGAUAAAGGAGCCAGGUCUAAGAACUCUAAGUUGUGGACCUUUAGGAGAAGCAGUAAGCCCUCAAGGAGAAGGGCCUGUGAUCAGAGUUCAUCAGUUUGCAUGUGAAGGGCAUUGGUGUACUUCAUGCAAAGGUGGUCACAUUCUGUAAACAGCUAUCCAGGCAGCGGGCUGAAAUCAGAAUAACUAGUCAAGGGGCCUGCUCAAAGGGCUUCUAACGAUUUUAAGGAUUCCGAGAUGGAAUUCUGUUUGCCAGUUUUGGUUAGCGGCCUGGACAAAUAACGAAUUUCCAACUAAUUCCCAUUCCUCAGAAAGUCUGUCUGUCAAGGCAGUUUGCGUUGGAUAUGUAAGCACUGAUGAGGCAUGGCUGUUGCCUGCUCUGAUAAACAGAGACCUUGCUCAUAAGUGGUAUAGACUGCGUGAGCCAUGAAGAUGUCAGUGUCCUCUUCACAUGCUCACAACUGGCUGCACGCAAAGAGUUUCACACAGCUGCAACACUGGCUCAUACUCAGGGUGCUAGCCUGCUGAAUGCCUUCUUCACCAUUUUGCGUGGCCACUUUCUGGGAGGGUUCAGCUUGCUACUUUAGUGCUCCCAGCACUACAGUAUCGAACAGGCCCUUUGGCCCACCUAAUCUGUGCUGAACUAUUAUUCUACCUAGUCCCACGACCUGCGACUGGCCCAUAGCUCUCCAUACACCUCUCACUCAUGAAUCUAUCCAAAUUUCUCUUAAAUCUAACGUGCUUCCUCCACUUCCACUGGCAACUUAUUCCACACUCUCACCAUCCUCUGAGUGAAGAAGAUUCCCUUACGUUCCCUGCACAUUUCACCUUUCACCCUUAAUCCUUGAGCUUGAAGUGGGAAAGGUUGCAUUGCUCUGAGUAGUGAAUAUUCUGUUAGAAAGUUUGAAUGGAUACUGAGCAGAUUAAAAGGAAUUGUAAUUUAGCUGGGUCAGAGACUUAUCUGUGGUUACCAAGGAAUGAUGUUUAGUGUCCCUGAAAAAGACAGCGGGCAAGAAUGGGCUCAGUUAUGCAGGAAACCAGGUUUUUAAAAGCGCCGAACCUUCAUUAAACUGACCCUAGGCCAAGAUGUAAGCUUCCGAUUGGAUUUUUGAGCUGUUAACCCAAAAUGUCUGCACUGAUCUCGAUAUCACCUCUGUUGUACUUUGUGCUGGUGUGUAUUUUAUUUAGUUAAUCAAUGCUCAAUCCUGUCAAUGGUUGAAUGUAAAAUCUGAAUAAAGGUUUUGAGAAUAUCUAGA